CUGCAGGCCGAGUUUCUCCAUCCCUUGGCAAUAAGACAGACUCUUGUUUUCACAGCCAGUCGAUCACCCAGUGUCAUCACCCUGCCUGCUGGCUGGGCAGGGUAACUCCUCAGGUCACCACCCUCUCCAGCUUGCCUUGGGUUUGGAGAGUGAGGAGAAGGGUGGGGGACGACACUGAACAUCCUCCAUCCAUCGCUCCAUCACCUAGAGCAAGACAAGGCCCAGCAGCUCACGUUCCUGCAGGCCAUCCACCCCACAUGUCUCGCUGCACACCAGAGGGCAGGACACGCUGGAGCCGCACUGCUGCAAGGCGGCUGUGGUGGAGAGGAUUGUGGAGCUCGUUGAGGAGCUUCCUGAAAACUCUCCACCCGGCGCCGUCCUGGCCAACUCCCUGAUUGCUGUGGGGAAUCUCAGCACCAUGACACCUGCCCUGGAGCCGGAGCUGGAGACCCACCUCCUUCGCGCUGCCCUUCUUGCCGUGUUCACCCUGGGCACGGAGAAGGACGCCACCCAAGUCCAGGAUCUGCUUAGGGUCUUGCCAGACAUCCUGGAUGCCAUGCUGGGGAAUCUGCUGGCAGAGUCCCCAGGCACCGACAGGCUCCACUACAUCUUGGAGCACAUUAACUACUGGAUCAUGUCCAGGGUGUCGCGAGAGAGAACCAGGGCCAUUAGGAGCAGCAUGGCCCUGCUUAGAUCCACUAUCACCCUCCCUGAGUUCAGUAACUCAGCCAAGUUCCCCAGGAUGGGUCACCACGUGUCACAGCUGGCUCUGUUCGUCAGUGACCCAUCCAUGGACAUCAGCCAGCGAGCCAGGGAGGGGGUUUACCGGCUCUACCAGCUGCUGCUUCACCAGAGGGGCCUGACCAUCCACGAGGCCGAAGACCUGUGGGUCUGGGACUGGCACCAGGACAGCAGGCUCCUGGGCUACAAGACCACAGCCAGGGUUGGGGAGGUCUUCGGGAAGUUCUUCUCGGAGGGGCAGAGAAGAUUCUUCCUCCAGACAGCAGUGCUGGCCAUCCACCACCCCCUGCUGCAUGUCAGCCAGGCUGGCCUGCUCCUCACCUACUCCCUCCUAGGCAAAGGCCAGCAGCUGAUGGGGGACAAGGUGAGCAGCUGCAUUAGACUCAGGAGAUUGGGGCAGGGCCCAGGCCUCAUUCCCAUCCUACGGCCAUUCGCUGGCCUGGCAGCAAGGAGCCUGGUGGGGAAUGAGGGCUCUGUUCCAGCUUCUCACACAGAUAUAUCCUGCAGCCAGCCCAGCUCAGGGAACAGUGAGGACAGGUCACCUCAUCCUGUCAAACCAAGCAACAUGGGUCUCAUUGAGGCUCAGAUGGAAGAUCCCAUGCAUCUCCUGGAGGAGCAGAUCUUCCCGGGGGGCGGGAAAGCUGGGCUCCGUGGAAGUGGCUGCAGGGGCUGGAUGCUCUCGGAGCCUCUCCCAAGACUCGUUCAGCAACAUGCACUUGUGGCUGGAGGAGACCAGCCGCUACGCCAGCGAGAAUGGCAACAAGCUGAUCUGACCUUCAAGAAGGAAGACACGGAAGUGCUGGAGGUGCCGUUCCUGGAGACCGGCCCCAAGAACACCACCAACAUGGAGCAGGCCUCCGUCACCAUGGCAGCCGAGCUCAAGAAUCAUCCUUUGGAGGGGCUCAAGCCGCUCCAAACCCCCGGGGAAGGAACCCCUGAAUGCCGGAGGCUACACAGCUCAGCAUCUUCCCGGCAGGUGUUGGAAGUGGUUUCUUGUUACGGCAACACAGCCACCCAGCCUACGGAGUGA
Messenger RNA from Dermochelys coriacea (leatherback sea turtle), 1771 nucleotides. RefSeq lists its product as uncharacterized. Gene Ontology annotation, cellular component: cytoplasm. The transcript has 13 exons. The record is from RefSeq and is a predicted model, not a curated record. Bases 419 to 1771 code for a protein of 450 amino acids. Lineage: Eukaryota; Metazoa; Chordata; Testudines; Dermochelyidae.